CGCCAUCACCAUCAUCAUCAUAUUCUCAGCAUUCAAAUCAGAUUUACAUUCAAUCGUCAAUCUCAGGCCAAAGCUCUGUAAACAAAUUCGAGGGUUCCAUUUUGCCCAUCCGGAACUAGAACUCUUUCAAGUGUGACUGGUUGCUUCCACGGAUACUGUGACAGGUUUUGAGCAACAAGCUUUCUGUUGAUACAUUUUACAAUCAGGAUUCCUCUGCUCUUCAUUUUACAAAAUUCAAUUUGGAGAAGUUCACCCGAUCGCCAAUUCUACUGUCCAUCAAACUUUCAAUCUCUUACCAACAACGCUCCUAUUCCUCCGCAAGCAGCUGAUUUAUCAGGUCUUUUACAUCAUUUACGCUAGUGUUUAUUGACGAUUUGAAAGACUUCCAAGUCUACAACAUCAAAGGGAGACAAUGUCCCAGCAUCGGCAUCUGACUGAUCCCAGUUUACCAUCCACCACCCUUCAACCGGACUACAGCAAUAAUGCAAUCGCGAUGUUAUAUCGAUAUGGUCCGAAGCGAACGACUGAUCAUUCCGAAUUGAGGCGCUUAGUUUUAGAUUACUUGUGUCACCAGUGCUUUGUUGAUACAGCAGCUGCAUUUGCUCGAGAAGCACCGGUCAAUGGAACUGUUGAGGAUAAAGACUGCAAGAACACGAACGAGUCUUCACUCAAUGGCGCAUCAGCUCAAACUUCGAAAGUCGGAAACAGUAAUGGUGUAGCUCCGAUCCAUUUACCGGUACCUUUGAAAGAUAAUGUUGUUGAACGCACGGUCCGAUUUGAUACGGACGAUGACGGCGACACAGAGAUGGGUGAUCUAACCGCAACCAGUCUGAAUCCCACGGAUGAACCACCAAGUGAUAUAGGCCAACCUUCUGGUCUUGAUCACCCUGCCAACGCUCAUGAUAAUUCCACUAGGAAUGGGGUCAAAGACUCGAGUGACCAAUUCAUGCUUGAUGGUCCUGCUGUGGCUCCUGUUACGUCCAUAUCUGAGACUUAUCCUGAUUGGACAGCUAGUGAUAUUCAUAACACACAACUCCGGCUACUCAUCAAAGAUAACAUUAUCUCUGGUCGAUUGAAGGAAGCGAUCGGACUCAUCGAUCUCUACUUCCCCGCUGUACUCGGCCCUUCUGCCUUAUCAAAGCUACAUACGACCUCACUAUCUGCUUCUACAACUGCUUCAGCCACCUCAGCCAUCAAAUCUUCUAAGGCGCCGCGUCAAAAGCCCGCCCGUGUGAUGUUCAACGUCAGUCGACCACUCGGUGGGCCUACACCUAAACCACCGCCGAUCGGCUCAAGGCAACCAAGUUACAGCUCUGCGCAAUCUCAUGCGACUCAGCCGCGUCAAACAACAUCAUGGUCAUCAAGUUUCAAGGAGCCUGAAGCAGGCUUACUCGCCGGUCGCAACAACACAUCUUCAAAUGCCGAAGAAUUUCCUCACGCAAUGUUCUCAUCUUUACAGCCUGCCCAUAUUGCACUCAAUCUACAGAUUCAAUACUUUGUUGAAUUGGUUCGAAAUUCAUCACACGCCCCAAGUCAAACAACUACACUAGAAAAUGAUCACGUUGGAAGUUCUUCAACUACAAACGGUGCCGCUACAACCAAUCUCAUGUCAUCAGACAUCUACGCUAGUCUGAGUGAGGGUAAUUCAGGAGGAUCAAUGAAUCGACCAGUUUCAGCAAAUAACAAUCAUCAUUUGAACAAAACCAAUGAUCUAGCCACUUCAAUUGGAGCCUUAAGUGAUGAUACAUCUACAAGUUCAUCAUCUACCAUGUCAUCUCGUACACAUUCUAUUGCACUCUCACUUCCACAUGCAAGAUCACUGUUUUGUUAUGUUCAAACAUUACCUAAACCGAAUGAAAGAGCGAUCUUUGUGAAAGAAUUAGAAAGUGUUUCAGGUCUAUUGGCUUAUGUAGAUCCUUGGAAUUCACCUAUCAAAAGAUAUCUUGAUCAAUCUCGUCGAGAUAUGUUGGCGGAGAUUGUGAAUGCAGCAAUCUUAGUUCAUCUUGGUAGAUCACCUACACCUAUUCUUAAAAUGAUUGCUCAACAAGCAUCGUUUACUUGGUCAACAUUGAAUGAAACUGGAGAAAGAAUUCCAUGUCCGAAAGCAGAUGAUAAAAAUCGGACAAGACCUUGUAACUUUUUCAAUUUGAAUGAGUUUGUGAGCUUACAUGACACUGGUGGAGAUUUUUGAAAAUCUCUAAAAAUCUAUCAGUUGAUGUUGUUUCUUUGGAUUUACGAAAAUUGGUGGAAUGAAUCUAGUAGUGUGUGAUUGAAGUGAUGUAAUUGAAACUUACCGUACUUUAUUUUUUUCUUAGUUCAUUUGGUUUGUUUUAUUGAUGUUAUUGUAAAUGAUCAUCACAACAUUUACCAAAAACUGAAUAGAAGUGAUUGAUAAGUUGCAUGAGGUUUAGGAUUUCAGGUAUGGAAAUGAUAGACUAUUUUGUUUGUUUUCUUUUGUUUCUCUUUUUAUUGUUGAUGAAGUUUUCUUUUCGAAAAAAAAUGAGGUGUGUAUGAAAUGUAUACAAGUAAUUUAGUCAUCUAUCUUAUCACUUUGUUGUUUUUAUUUUCUCUCUGUUUUUCUUUCUGAUUUUUUCUUAAAUGGUAAAAACAAUUUUUUAAUCUUUAUGACUACUAUGGUGCAUUAAUUCUGAGUAAUGUAGUGGAAAGAGAAUUUUGAGGAAUUGUAGAUUUGAAGAAUUGGUUGAUAUAGACUGUC
Melampsora larici-populina 98AG31 is the source of this 2716-nucleotide messenger RNA. RefSeq lists its product as uncharacterized. Gene Ontology annotation, molecular function: protein binding. Lineage: Eukaryota; Fungi; Basidiomycota; Pucciniomycetes; Pucciniales; Melampsoraceae. Gene Ontology annotation, biological process: cell surface receptor signaling pathway; cytoskeleton organization. Gene Ontology annotation, cellular component: cytoplasm. The record is from RefSeq and is a predicted model, not a curated record. Bases 413 to 2191 code for a protein of 592 amino acids. The transcript is spliced from 7 exons.